AUGCCUAGCAUUUCGUACUUGCUAUCGAGGCGGGCGGCUCCAGCGCAGGCUGCACGUGCACAUGCUGCUUUGAAUCGGGCUGUUUUGCCCCGCGUUUCCCGAGGCCCAUCAUUCUCCAGUACACUUUCUCUCCACACUUCGUCUAGCCCUCGUUCGGGUCCUGUUUUCUUUUCUAGCAACGGUGCACGGGCAUCUCAUCGGCCACGCCUGACAUCGCCUUUGUUUUCCGGAAUGGGUCUGCGGCCUUCCGCCGUCAUGGUUGCGCGCCGCGGACUCUCUCUUGGUGCGGCGACCAAGCUCAUUGUGCGCGCGGGCGCGGCGGCGGGCGGCGUUGUUGUUGGCGGCGCAGCCUAUGUCAACUACAAGGUCCAGGAAGUGUCUUCAUUCACUCAAGAUAAGAUUUCACAGGCAUCGGAAUGGGCUUCUGAUGUGUAUGAAGGUGCACGCGGUGUUGUCGACGGAUUUGAUUUAACUGGCAUCACUGGGUUUUUUGGAUCAAUUUCAAAAGCUGCAUCAGACUCCCUUGAUAAGACUACAGAUGGAUCAGAGACUGGAUCUGAAAACACUGAUUCAACCGGGAAUGACGGACAAUCUUCUGGUGGUAAUAACAAUGGCGAUGAUGGGACUGGAGCAGCUGCUGCGGUUCUUGGUAGUGCAUUUGCAGUUGGGACCGACGCCAAUGAGCGCAACAGUGCCAAAGAAGAUCAAAUAAUGCUUUUGACUAAAAAAAUGAUUGAGAUUCGCAAUAUUCUCAAACGUGUGGAUCAAUCGGAAACACUUCAACUGCCAUCGAUUGUGGUGAUUGGAUCCCAAAGCUCCGGUAAAUCAUCUGUGCUGGAGGCGAUUGUGGGCCACGAAUUCUUGCCCAAGGGUAAUAACAUGGUUACUCGCCGCCCCAUCGAGCUGACUCUUGUCAAUACACCGGACUCUGCAGCUGAGUAUGGUGAGUUCCCGUCGUUGGGGCUUGGCAAGAUUACCGACUUUUUACAGAUUCAAAAAACGCUCACCGAUUUAAACCUUGCUGUACCGGAUUCAGAUGCCGUUUCUGACGACCCUAUUCAGCUCAACAUUUACUCGCCCACAGUUCCAGACUUGACGCUGAUUGAUCUUCCUGGGUAUAUCCAAGUUGCAGCCAACGACCAGCCAGAUAGUUUGAAGCAAAAGAUUAACAUUUUAUGCGAAAAAUAUAUUCAGCCACCUAAUGUAAUUUUAGCCAUUUCUGCGGCAGAUGUUGAUAUGGCCAACUCUGCAGCUCUCAAGGCUAGCCGUCGAGCUGACCCCCGUGGUGAGCGGACCAUUGGUGUUGUGACCAAGAUGGACUUGAUUGAUGCUCAUCGGGGUGCAGAGCUUCUUAGCAACAAGGCAUACGCGUUGCAGAUGGGCUAUGUGGGAGUUAUUACCAAGCCGCCUUCGGGAGGUCUUUUCCGUCGCAACAGCAACAUUGGAGCAUUAGUCACACAAAACGAGCAAACUUACUUUUCGCAAUUCCCAGAGUUUGAUGAGGCUGAUGUUGGCACAACUACACUACGUCGCAAACUUAUGAAUGUAUUGGAGAAAACCAUGGCCAGUAGCUUACAACCCACUUCUGAAGCAAUUCGUCAAGAACUUGAGGAAGCCGCUUAUCAGUUCAAGGUUGAAUACAAUGACCGUAUUUUGACCCCAGAAACUUACCUUGCGGGGUCUGUUGAUGCAUUCAAGCUUGCGUUUAAGGAUUUGACGACUCAGUUUGGACGCAACGAGGUCCGUGGGCUGUUAAAGAGCGAGCUGGAUCAGCGAGUUUUGGAUUUACUUGCUCAGAGAUACUGGAACAGGCCACUGGAGACACCAAACCAAAACUUGAAUGUGAGCAGUUUAAAGAUUACAGAGCCUGCUCUUGCAGAACUUGUUGGAGCUGAUCCCGACAAUAUGUACUGGACGCGCAAGCUAGAUGCGUCGACUUCGAACUUGACCAAGCUUGGUGUUGGUCGGUUGUCGACCAACUUGGUUAUUAAUGCACUAAUGUCGGAGAUGGAUCAUUUGGUUGAUAGUACGAAUUUCCGCAACCACCCAUUUGCACGAGAGACCAUUCACGACGCAGCGUCUGGAAUUCUCAACAUGAAGUUUUAUUCUACAGCUGACCAGGUCGAGAACUGUAUCAAACCUUACAAGUACGAGGUUGAUGUUGAAGACCGGGAGUGGGCCAAGUCGCGGGAUCACGCAUACAACUUGCUGAAGGAAGAGUUAAGACAGUGCGAGAAUGCUUAUGGACAAAUGAAGAAAGCUGUUGGUACACAUAAGCUUAACCAAGUGAUUAAGUUUAUUGAAAAGACACGCGAGGGUGGCGUGCAUGGAGUACCUGCAGAUGAGAGCUCUGAUGCGUUUGGGUUUUCACAAGCUUUGCUUUCGCGUGGUCGCGAAGCGCUUUUUCUGCGAGACCGGUCAGAUACGAUUCGCAUGCGGAUGACGGCCAUCAAGUCUCGACAGUGCAAGUCAAAGGAAAACAAGUACUAUUGCCCUGAGGUAUUUUUGGAUGUUGUUGCUGACAAACUGACUCAGACUGCGGUUUUGUUUUUGAAUGUUGAGCUACUGUCUGAUUUUUAUUAUAACUUUCCUCGGGAGCUGGACAUGCGUCUUGGGCAGAACUUGACGCCGGCUCAGAUUGAGUCGUUUGCCAAAGAGGACCCGAAGAUUCGCAAGCACAUUGAGCUGCAGCAGCGACGGGACUUGUUAAAACUUGCACUGGAUAAGAUUGAGAGCGUCAUUGAGCUGGAGAAGAAUCGAGUGCGGGAUGGGUCGUUAGCGAUUCCGUUACCGAGCUCUGCACAGCAAUUACGGCAAGAGGCUGAGGCCCGCAGACGGUGGGGUCGAUGA
Magnusiomyces paraingens is the source of this 2850-nucleotide messenger RNA. RefSeq lists its product as uncharacterized. Gene Ontology annotation, cellular component: membrane; cytoplasm; microtubule. Gene Ontology annotation, molecular function: GTPase activity; GTP binding; microtubule binding. The transcript has a single exon. The record is from RefSeq and is a predicted model, not a curated record. NCBI's taxonomy places the organism in Eukaryota, Fungi, Ascomycota, Dipodascomycetes, Dipodascales, Dipodascaceae. Bases 1 to 2850 code for a protein of 949 amino acids.